GCCCGCGCCUCCCGCCACCCGCCUCAGCCCGCUGGGCUCUUUCCCUCCUUCCCAAUUGCGUCUGGGCGCCAAGCCCCUGAGUGCUCGUCACGCUGGACCCUGGCGCGGAGCCCUGGCAUCACGAUUCGGAGGCUGAGACUCUCUCCUGGAGUCACCCAGGGGAGAUGGAGCCGCCUCAGUGUGUGGAGGAGCUGGAGGAUGAUGUGUUCCAGCCAGAGGAUGGGGAGCCGGGGACCCAGCCUGGGAGCUUGCUCUCUGCUGACCUGUUUGCCCAGAGCCAGCUGGACUGCCCGCUUAGCCGUCUGCAUCUCUUCCCUCUCACUCACUGCUGUGGCCCUGGGCUUCGACCCACCAGCCAGGAGGACAAGGCCACCCAGACCCUCAGUCCGGCCUCCCCGAGUCAGGGUGUCAUGCUGCCUUGUGGGGUGACCGAAGAACCCCAGCGACUCUUUUAUGGCAACGCUGGCUACCGGCUCCCUCUCCCUGCCAGCUUCCCUGCAGGCUUGCCCCUCGGGGACCAGCCCCCUGAAGGGCAGUGGCAGCAUCGAGCAGAGGUACAGAUUGCCCGAAAGCUUCAGUGCAUUGCAGACCAGUUCCAUCGACUUCACAUGCAGCAACACCAGCAAAACCAAAAUCGGGUGUGGUGGCAGAUCCUUCUCUUCCUACACAACCUUGCUUUGAACGCAGAUGGGAACAGGAAUGGGGCGGGUCCCAGGUGAGGCUGGGCCGCCCUCUUUGUCUGGGGCACCGCAGGAAGGACUUCAGCGAGGACUGACACUGUGUCCUGUGAAGUUGAUUGUUGCUGUUUUGCAUUUGCAUUUGCCAAGUUUCUCUUCCGUGUACAUAAGACAUACCCUACACGGGACUUCUUUCCCCGUUCAGGACCUCGACCAGGAAUGAGGGCCUUUGUCAAACACUGUUGAAGCGGAGGCUGAUGGGUCUGUGGUGUGGGACCUCCCAAGGGCUCUGACAAGUCGAGUCUCAGUGAGUGGUUGUUAAAGAUAACCAGGUAGUGAUGUUCUCCAGCCAGUGGAUGUACUUUUCCCACAGGGGCUUGGUUAAGAAAUAGGAGACUGGAUUAGACUCCUGGUCCCGCCAAUGCUAUCAGCCUUCCACCAUGGACAGGCCCGAGAUCUGCCAGUCACACUGCUUUCAUUCCCCAGGGCCUCGGCCAGGGGCUUUCCAGCUGAGCAUGGCAACUUCCACGAGGCCAGUCAGCCAGCUCCAUACCUGGGUUCUCCUUUGGCCCAGCCAGUGCCAGCCCCAAGGGCUCAGGGAUUCUGGCCCAGCCCCUGUCAUCUCCUGCAGACCUCAGGGAGGGUUGGGUUUCUCCAAGGACCCCUCAAACGUGCCGCAAAAUGAACCACACUUCUGGGUAGGCCUCGAGUCUUACUUGCUCCCGCUCAGAGAGGCCCAGCAUUGGGCCCGAGGUGCUGGACCCCUGCUACCUCUGGCUGCCUGAGGAUGGUUGGGUGUCCACCACGGAUGAGCCAAAUAGCCAAGGAACAUGCCAUAACGAGCAGCUUGUGCCUUUGUCAGCUCUUCUUUCAAAAGACCCAGCCAACAAACUGGUUUUCUCCCCUCUAUCUGUGCACUCUGGGGCACGAAGGGCAGGAUUACAGCGGAGCUGGGGAACGUGGGGGCCAUCCCACCUGUGAAAACCAGCCCGAGAGGAACCCAGAGCCCUUGGUUUCCUUGGAAACAACAUACCUCCUCCCGCUUCUCCCCAUUCCUUUUCCACACCUAGUGGGAUACAGGAAGAAGCCAGCUCCAUGGCUUUGUCAGCUGAAAUGUGUCUUUUAGAGUGACAGACAGUGGUUAGAGUGUGGAACCGUCAAAGCUGGGUACACAUUUCCUGGCUUCCUUCAGCUUCCAGGGAGGCCAGAAGGGCGUGCUCUGGAGCUCAGUGGGCUCAUAACUGCCUCUGAACUUCCCUUCUCAACCUGCUGUGGCACUAAUGGAGAGAAUUGAAAGCAGCCAAGCCGGCAGCUCUGAUAGCAGAUGCGGGGAAUCUGAAAAGACACAGGGAAUCUGUUAACCAGACACAUAGAAAUUAAAUUAUAAUUUUUGCCUAUGUAAAAAAGGGUAACAUUGGUGCUAACAUGAAGCAAGGCCCAAAGAAAAGGUGGCUUCCGUGGGCAGAGAAGACCUCAGGGCUACCCAAGGAAAUCAGAGGAGUCCAAGUAGACUCAAAUCUAAACAAGCCCAAGCUUCUCCAGUUCUACAGAGAGGAGGUCUUCAGGAAGCAUUCAUCUACUGGAUGUACAGUUGGGCAGGUUGUUCACUGCAUAAGGGCACCUGCAGAAGAAGAUAAUGGAAGCGAAAAUUCAGCUCAUGCUCUACCCUCCAGGCUAUAUGCCCUAGUUUGGAGCUAUGUCUGCUCAGAAGAAGGGGUGCCUUUCCUAAUUUGCACAAAGGUGCCAUAUGGGCUCCCAGUGGCCCUGAGGUGCAGGACCUCAGACUGUAUAUUAGCCUUUGUUUUCUUUUGCUUGGAUGUUCUGGAGGUAUUACCUCUUCUUGGCUAGAAUUCUAUUCUCAGGGUGUAUACCAUGGUUUGUCUGCUAAGAAGAAGGGUUCCUGCUUACAAGGAGGAGCCCAGGGAACAGGUGAAGACCAGCUCCGGGACACGCUGACUGCUGUGAAAUCCAGCCUUCUUUGCGUGUCUCCGCUCUGUUUUUGGAUGUGCAUUGGACAUGUGCCAUUUUCCCCCUCUCCUGGACCAAGGCAGUGACAGGCUGCUGGUGUAUUCCAAAUGGCACACAAGAAAACCAGGAUGAUUUCUGCUGGCCACUUUGAACCCCACUUAGCGAACUUCCCACUGGAGCUGAGUGAGAGAACAAAUAUAUGGUCUGGGGCCUCAGUGCAGAGGCAAAGCCAUCAGCUUCAGAGAUCUUGGCAGGCCCAGGUAAGAUGUCCUGUGGCCUGCCCUAAGAAACUGAGCCCAGAGUUUGACAAGCCCACCUGAACACUGAGCCUGGGGCCAGGUGGACGGUGAUCUGACUGCACUGUCUCCAUCUUAUGGGAAGCCAGGAACUAACUCACUGUCCUAAGCAAGCUGGGGCACAAUUUAAAAACCCCCUCCUUCUCUCUUGCCCCCAAAACACACAGGAGGUAAACAGCCCCUGGAAGGAGAGAGGUUCCUCCUGGCUGGCUGGUUUUAAUUGGCCUAGUGAUCUAGACUGGCCCCUUCCCCCUCUGCCUGGUGACUUGGUCUGAACAUUCCUCAAGUCCAGCCUCAGGAGCACAUCCCUCCCUCUGGGCCCCCUUCCCUCAUCUCUAGCCCCCACCCCCCACCCCCCAUUCUCCCAUCCCCCAGAGCUUGGCCGCCUCUAGUUAGGGGGUGGAGAAUCAGAUUUGGAGGGAGGGAGACUCUGACCCAGCUCCUGACCUGUAACCAGCUGAAGACUUGUGGAGUUUUUGUGGUUUGCUGAGGGUGAGGGGUGGGUGAGGGGCUGGAAACCUCCCUCUCAUUAUAGAAAAGCCCUGGAGGGAGGAAGCCUGAUAUUCAGCCCUUCUAACUCAGAACCCUAGAGUUUCUGGAAGCUGGUAGACAGAACUGGGAAGAGAACCCCCACCCCCAGGCCAGACAUCUGACUCCCUUAGUGAGUUGGAGGACCUGGGGUGGCCUCUGCCUUUGCCUGCUUCAGAUGUUGGGCUGCUGGAGAGCUGUCCCCAUGGCCUUGCUUAGUGCAAGGGAGAGAAAGAUCACCUCCCAGUGACCUCCCCAAGCCCUGAGGGGUGUGAGUCCGUUUCCAGAGCUUACCUUUCAGGCAUUCUUCAAACACUCGGAGGGGCUCAACUGACUUGUCUCACUGUCCCCAGUGGCCCAGGCUCAUCCAAGGGUGGUUCCAGCCUGGGCAUAGAAGGCAGUGGGGGGGAUGGGGGGUGCGCAGUAUUAUUUGGGAUGGUCCAGCCACGGCCUCCAGUGGGGGCUGGGGAGCCACUGCGCCUGCCCCGGUCAGCAAGGAGCAAGCACACUGAGAGCUGGCAAGCUGGUGUCAUUUGGAGGACUUGAUGAAGAGGGGCUACGGAAAGUGGAGAGCAGCGAAAACAAAAAGACUUCUGCCUCCACUACUCUGCGGGGCUUUUGGGAAUCAGCAUUUAGCCCAGGCUACAAGAAGCUGCAAGGCCCUCUGGGUACAGGCAGAUCCUUGGUGGGAUGCUGGACCUUGGCUGGACUUGGUCCAGGAAGGGGUUAACUUGUCAGCCCUUUGAAGCCUCCUGGGCACACUGUGGGCAGGGAGCACCUCAGCCUGUGGGGACUUGGAGCUUCACAGGAAUAACACAGAAAGCCAAGCUCUUCCACAGAUAAGCCUCCCAGGCCAUGGGAACUGGGAACCAGCAGCCGGGUCUUCCCCGCCCCGUCUCUGCACAAGUAGCCAGUGCCUCUCCCUGCUCUGUGAGCAUUGCCCAGCGGGCCACCCCCUCCCUGGGUCCACAGGGACGUCAGGGGGAGACCCAGUGAGAAUGUAGCAUUUUGUUCAGCCCAGAUUAGCUGUCCUGGGUUCUAGGCACUGCCUCUGGAGAGAGACAGGGAAAGAGAGGGAGGGGAAUGGGGAUCCAUUAACCUGUAUAGAAUAUUUGGCUUUCUGUUCUUCACAUGCAUGUAUGUGUGUGUAUACUCUCCCCCAUCAAUUGGUACAAUUUUUAAUAAAACUUUUAAAGCAAA
Molecule: messenger RNA, 4669 nt
Organism: Neogale vison (American mink)
Lineage: Eukaryota; Metazoa; Chordata; Mammalia; Carnivora; Mustelidae
Gene: BMF
Product: Bcl2 modifying factor
Exons: 5
Coding region: 165-719 (184 amino acids)
Biological process (GO): positive regulation of apoptotic process; negative regulation of autophagy; apoptotic process
Cellular component (GO): myosin complex
Source: RefSeq, a predicted model, not a curated record